Chelonoidis abingdonii (Abingdon island giant tortoise) is the source of this 1018-nucleotide messenger RNA. Lineage: Eukaryota; Metazoa; Chordata; Testudines; Testudinidae. The record is from RefSeq and is a predicted model, not a curated record.
GAGUAGGAGGCAGGAGCCAUGGGGGAGAAUCUGGGGGGCGGCGGCGGCCAUGACCUUUGCCCCCCUUGCAGGGAAGUCAGCUGGGCUACUCCGCGCCAUCGCAGCGAAGAUCAAGGAGGAGCUGGGGACGCCCUGGGUGCCCCCCGCCUGCCGCACCCCUCGGCUACAGCGGCUGCAGGGCACCUGCCUGCUGAAACCCUUUCAUGCCCACCCCUUGGUCCUGCCUCGCGAUUCGGAGCCAGUUGGUAGCCCUGGGUUUAGUCAGGCCAAACGCUCCAACUCCCCCGAGAUGAACAACAUCCACGGCUUGACGUGGCUUGAUGGAGUGUCGGGGGGCACGCUGCUCCCUGAUCUCUCUGCCCCCAGGCUGACGGGGGCUAUUGCUCCUGCUCCCCAGCUGCUGGUGGAGAGCAGCGCCCAGCGCCUGGUGCACCUGGCCGCGCAGUGGGAGACGCGCCGGGGGCCCCUCAUGGAUCAGUAUCGUCACCUCCGCGCUGCCCGUCACUCCCGCCAGCUGGAGUCAACACGGCGCGUCUCGGAGAUCCAGGCCCUGAACGAGCGCGGCCGGAGCGCGGCCACCGAGGCCCGGCGCAAGGAGGAGCUGUGCCGGCAGCUGCUGACAGAGCUGGAGUCGCUCCCCAAGGAUGUGUCACGGGCGGCCUACACCCAGCGCAUCCUCGAGAUCAUCGGCAACAUCCGCAAGCAGAAGGAGGAGAUCACGAAGAUCCUGUCGGACACGCGGGCCCUGCAGAAGGAGAUCAACAGCCUGACCGGGAAGCUGGACCGGACCUUCGCCGUCACCGACGAGCUGGUCUUCAAGGUGGGGGGCCCUGGGGGACACUCCCCUGGGGACGCCCCGGCAGGACCCGCUCUGGCACAGGACAGGGCAGCCCAGUGCCGGCGGCAGAGGGAGCUGGUCGAGAACCUGGAGGAUCAGCUGGAGCGCGAGCGGCAGCGCCUGGGGCCAUGCAGGCCAGUGGCCACGUCAGAGGCCACGGACCGAGCCCUCGACCCGUAA